Molecule: messenger RNA, 438 nt
Organism: Microthlaspi erraticum
Lineage: Eukaryota; Viridiplantae; Streptophyta; Magnoliopsida; Brassicales; Brassicaceae
Source: the annotation of a GenBank genome assembly
AUGGCAUGGGAGCACGCCUGGAGCUGCUUCUCCCAUCCCCAUCCACUUGGGUCGAAUGGCACCUUCCCAUUGGUCCAUUCCCCAAGCUGCUGGAUGGCUGAACGUGAUUGGUUCGUUGAGGAUGAACAUCUCCUCCUUGUUCCUAUCUUCCUAGAUCAAGUGGCUCCUUUCCAUUGGCUCCUUCCCUCAGUUGUUGAGUGCCAUCACUUGAUUGGCCUAGAACUCCUUCGUCCUUACUCAGUAGCUGAGUGUAGCCUUCUCAUUGGUUCAGACCACUCUUAUCCUUUAAGCUGCUGGUGUCAACAUCCCAUUGGUCUUGAGAUGAUGUGCUCCUUCCCACGUUUCUUCUUGCAGAGGGUUUUGUACGUUUCCCUUUCCAAAGGGUUUUGUACGUUUCCUUGUUCGGAGGGUUUCGUUCCCGUCGUGCUUGAGAAUUGA